UUGAUUGAGGAGCAAACAGAAGGCCAUAUUUAACGCUUCCCAAAUUUAGCAGAGCCUCUCUCUGUCUCUGUCUCUCUCGCCGUUAAAUAGAGCCCCAAUCCAACCCGAAACCUUCCUGAUAAGCACUCUUCGUCCUCCUCCUCUUCGGUAAUUCAGACAUGGCGAAGCCUCCUCCGUUGCCUCCCCGCCCCGUCUUCUUCUUCCUCAUUUCCUCUGUCCUCCUCCACCACUUCGCCGCCGUGGACUCCUUCGGCGUCAACUUCGGAACCGUCGCCAACAACCUCCCGCCGGCGGAGCAGGUGGCGCAGUUCAUCAAGGAAAAGACGAUCAUCGACCGGGUCAAGAUCUUCGACAUGAACCCCGACAUAAUACGGGCCUUCGCCGGCACCGACAUUCUGGUCUGCAUCACCGUCCCCAACGGGGACAUCCCCGCCCUCGCAAACACCCGGUUCGCCCGCCGGUGGGUCACCAACAACGUCAAGCCCUUUUACCCGCAGACCAAGAUCCACUUGCUCUUGGUCGGAAACGAGGUUCUCCACUGGGGCGACCAGAACAUGGUUUCGAAUCUCGUCCCGGCCAUGAAAUCUCUCAACAACGCUCUCCGGCGAUCGGGGCUCGGAGAUAUUAAGGUCUCGACGCCGCAUUCUCUGGGCAUUUUGUUGAGCUCAGAUCCGCCCAGCUCGGCAAUGUUCCGUCCCGGAUGGGACCGUAACGUUCUGGCUCCGAUGCUCGAGUUCCACCGCCAGACUCACUCUCCGUUCAUGGUGAACCCAUAUCCGUACUUCUCGUGGAGCCCUCAGAACAACGACUUCUCUCUCUUCCACCGGAACCCGGGGAAGCUCGACCCCGUCACCGGGAAAAAGUACUUCAACGUGUACGACCUGCUUCUGGACGCGGUGCACAUGUCGAUGAAGAAAAUGGGUUUCGCCGACGUAGAGAUCGCCGUCGGGGAGGUGGGGUGGCCGUCGAAGGGCGACCCGGGGAUGUUCCACUGCACCGUCGAGAACGCUCGGUGGCACAACCUAAAUAUCCUCUACAAAGCCAAGUCCGGCGUGGGGACGCCGUUGAUGCCCGGCCGAAAGUUCGAGACCUACAUUUUCGCGCUUUUCAACGAGAACCUGAAGCCCGGGUCGGAGGCCGAGAGGAAUUUCGGGUUGUUCCGGCCGGACUUUUCUUCGGUCUAUGAUAUCGGCAUCUUGCGAGAUGGAAAGGCUGGCGGCAGCGCAGGUGGAGCCCAACCAAAUGCAACAGCCGGAGGUGGAAGUGGAAGUGGAAGCGGGGCGCCGGCACCGGAAGGCGGCUCCGGGAAGCAGUGGUGCGUGGCGAAGGCGGACGCCAGCGACGCGGCUUUGCAGAACAACAUCGACUGGCUGUGCAGCACUAACCAGGUGGACUGCAGCGCGGUGCAGGGCAGCGGGCGGUGCUUCCUGCCGAACAGCGUCCGCUCCCACGCCGCCUAUCUCAUGAACGCUUACUACCAGGCCAAGGGCCGCCAGGACUUCAACUGCCACUUCGACGGCACCGGCGUCGUCACCACCAAAGACCCCAGUUAUGGUGAGUGUUUAUAUGAAGUUUGAGACGAUCAGAGUGGGAUUGAAACGGCGGCCAUGCAGGCAGGGCAGCUGCAUAUGUACGUGGCAAUGAGCAGCUGAUUAUUUGAUUCAAUUUCUUGUGCAAAUUUUUGGGGUUUAUAUAUAUGCGCAUGUCAGUCUGUCGCUCUGCAUCUAUCUGUCUUCGUAGGAUUAGUGCAAACAUUUGGAGAUUAGCAUAUGAUUAAGCUAUAAGCUGGUUAUAUUGUCUAUCUCAUACCUGUCAAUUAUGGUAUGUAUGGAACAUAAACAUGCUUGUCAAUUAUAUGUAUCGUCGACAAUCUUUUGGUCGUACAUGACAUGACCCAUUGUUUUCCA
Diospyros lotus (date-plum) is the source of this 1907-nucleotide messenger RNA. Its product is annotated as glucan endo-1,3-beta-glucosidase-like. Gene Ontology annotation, cellular component: plasma membrane. Gene Ontology annotation, molecular function: hydrolase activity, hydrolyzing O-glycosyl compounds. Bases 159 to 1577 code for a protein of 472 amino acids. The transcript is spliced from 3 exons. Lineage: Eukaryota; Viridiplantae; Streptophyta; Magnoliopsida; Ericales; Ebenaceae. The record is from RefSeq and is a predicted model, not a curated record. Gene Ontology annotation, biological process: carbohydrate metabolic process.